AUGGCCAGAUUUAUCAUUUUUCAAAUGAUAUUUCUGUUUAAUGGGAUCUCAUCUCAGUCUGUACUUUAUAAAUUGGUAAAAGAAAGUGAUGAGUUUUAUGCUUUAGAAAACUCUUCAGUUGGUUCUAAAAUCCAAUGUGCAGCUAAAUGUAGCGACAAAGACGAAUGCAGCGGUUUCGCUUAUCAUCCGAAUGAUGCUGAUUGCAUCCUGUUGUCUUUACAAAAUACGGAUAAAUGUCCAGACUGCCUCUCUAAAGAUGGAUUAAAAUAUUAUAGACUUCAAGAAGAACCAACGACUACAACGACUUCAAAGCCGACUACGACGACGACAACAGUUCAACCAACAACAACUACUACAGAUGCAACUACGAGUACUACAGCACUUCCAACUACAACUACUUCCAAAGCAACAACCACUACAACAGAGAUUCCGACAACUACUACCACAGAAGCACCAACAACUACUACAACGACACAGGCGCCCACAACUACUACUACAACAGAAGUGCCUACGACUACUACUACUACAACACAGGUACCCACAACCACGACAACAACACAAGCUCCGACGACUACUACAACAACACAGGCUCCCACGACAACAACCACACAAGCUCCGACGACUACCCCUACGACACAAGCUCCAACAACUACUACAACGACACAGGCGCCCACGACUACAACCACACAAGCUCCGACGACUACAACAACGACACAAGCGCCAACAACUACUACAACGACACAGGCGCCCACGACCACUACUACAACAGAAGCGCCCACGACCACUACCAACAACUACUACAACGACACAGGCGCCCACGACUACAACCACACAAGCUCCGACGACUACAACAACGACACAAGCGCCAACAACUACUACAACGACACAGGCGCCCACGACCACUACUACAACAGAAGCGCCCACGACCACUACUACAACAGAAGCGCCCACGACCACUACAACAACACAGGCGCCCACGACCACUACAACGACACAGGCGCCCACGACUACUACAACGACACAAGCUCCGACGACUACAACAACGACACAAGCUCCGACGACUACAACAACGACACAAGCUCCNUCAAGUUGACAGGAUGGGAAAACCAGGAAAAUAAUAAAUUUAUAAACAGGAAGAAUAUUGCUUGUAGAUUAGAAAUUUAA
Messenger RNA from Centruroides sculpturatus (bark scorpion), 1164 nucleotides. RefSeq names its product cell wall protein DAN4-like. The record is from RefSeq and is a predicted model, not a curated record. Lineage: Eukaryota; Metazoa; Arthropoda; Arachnida; Scorpiones; Buthidae. The coding region runs from base 1 to 1164 and encodes 387 amino acids. The transcript is spliced from 3 exons.